Dictyostelium discoideum AX4 is the source of this 1584-nucleotide messenger RNA. It is a transcript of the gene ssrp1, whose product is annotated as structure-specific recognition protein 1. NCBI's taxonomy places the organism in Eukaryota, Evosea, Eumycetozoa, Dictyosteliales, Dictyosteliaceae. Gene Ontology annotation, cellular component: chromosome; nucleus. Gene Ontology annotation, molecular function: DNA binding. The coding region runs from base 1 to 1584 and encodes 527 amino acids. The record is from RefSeq and is a predicted model, not a curated record. The transcript has 3 exons.
AUGAGCUCAUCUUCAAAUCCAGUAUCACAAUUUAAUAAUAUUUCAUUAGGUGGUAGAAUUAGUGGAACUAGAGGUAUUUUAAAAUUUACAACAAAUAAUAUAACAUGGAAAUCGGAGAAUGGUAAAAUUGAAACAGUUUCAUCAUCAGAUAUAAAGAGAGCAAAUUGGGCUAGAGUUACACCAAGAAUAUUUCAAUUAAUAUUAUCGAUUAAAGGUGGUGCAACAGUUAAAUUUGAUGGAUUUAAAGAACAAGAUUAUGAAGUAGUUAGAAAGUAUUUAUCAGAUCAAUAUAAUGUAUCACCAUUGGAAAUUAUCGAAUUAUCAAGUAAAGGUUGUAAUUGGGGUGAGGUUAAAGUCAAUGGACCAAUGAUUCAAUUUACCACUGAUCAUGGUAAGGUUGGAUUUGAAUUUCCAAUCUCUGAAGUAUCACAAUCGGUCAUUGGUGCAAACAAUAAAAAUGAAUUAACAUUGGAAUUUCAUCAUGAUAAAGCAAUGGAUGACGAUGAUGAAACAAUGGUAGAGAUGCGUUUUUUCACACCAAUUAGACCAUCGAAAGAGGGUGAAGAAGGUGGUAAAGAAAAGAAGGUGGGCGAGGAUGGCGAAGAGGAUGAGGAGGAUGAAGAGGAUGCAGAAAAGGAGGAGGAGAUUAGUGCAUUGGAGCAAUUCCAACAAACCAUUAUGAAUAAAUCAGAUAUGGUAUCGAAUGUUGGUAAGAGUUUGGUUGUAUUCUCUGCCAUUCAAUUCCUUACACCAAGAGGUCGUAUCGAUAUUGAAAUGUAUCCAACAUUCCUUAAACUUCAUGGUAAAACUCAUGACUAUAAAGUGCCCUAUGAGAGUAUUUCACGUCUCUUUCAAUUCUUUAGACCAGACCAAAAACAUAUCUUUUUCAUCAUCUCCUUGGACCCACCCAUUCGUCAAGGUCAAACUAAAUACGCCCAUUUAGUCAUUCAAUUCCAAGCAGAGGAGAACAUUCAUCUCGAAUUAAAUCUAACCGAUGAACUUCAACAGAAAUUCAAAGAUCAACUCUCACCAAUUAUGAAUGGUAAUGCCAAUGCACUCAUUUGUAAGAUCCUUAAAGCAUUGACUGGCAAGAAAAUCACAAUUCCUGGUAAUUUCCAAUCGGACUCAGGUGCAAACUCUAUCAAAUGUUCAUUGAAAGCCAAUGAAGGUUAUUUAUAUCCAUUGGAGAGAUGUUUCUUUUUUGUUCAUAAACCACCAACCUAUAUUAAAUUUGAAGAUAUCUCAAACAUUGAAUUUGCUCGUUAUGGUGCACCAUCCGUUAGGGGUGGUAGUAAUCGUACAUUCGAUUUAUCUAUCAAUCUAAAGAACUCAACUUCCAUUCAAUUUGUAAAUAUCCAACGUGAAGAAUAUCCAAGUCUUUUCAAUUUCCUUAAAGAAAAGAAAUUAUCAAUUUUAAAUCCAGUUACUACUGGUCCUGCAAUGAUAAUAGAUGAUGAUGAUUCUGAUGAUGAUGAUUAUGAACCUUCAGAGUCUGGUUCUGAGUCUGAUGAAGGUUCUGCUUCAGAUGAAUCAGAGGAAGAAUCUGAAGAAGAUAAAAAAGCUAAAAAGAAACAAAAGAAAUAA